This is a messenger RNA of Trichoderma virens Gv29-8, 831 nucleotides long. RefSeq lists its product as uncharacterized. The transcript has a single exon. The coding region runs from base 84 to 386 and encodes 100 amino acids. NCBI's taxonomy places the organism in Eukaryota, Fungi, Ascomycota, Sordariomycetes, Hypocreales, Hypocreaceae. The record is from RefSeq and is a predicted model, not a curated record.
UAUACUAAGACUAGCUUCUCUUGGCAACUCAAUUGCAACUGAUCUUGUUGAUACAUGAAUUGUGUACCAAGCAUUGGCAGAACAUGUAUUCUCCUCAUAAACUAUUCCUUCACAACAUGAGAGCCGAGAUGAGGCUGGUAAGUCCUUACGGCCGCAACAGCAUUCCACAACGCCGAGGCGUGGCAUCACUAACAACUACAUCCACAGCAUGCAACAGGCAGCUACUAAUCUACUCUAGCGCGCCGUUCAGCUAUUCGACAUCCCUGCCACCCAUGUGGUAUGCGUCCCACCUGAUGACUCGGCACUCUUUUCCUUCUGAAAACUGGUACGAAAUCCCAACAACAAAUUGGUCUAAUCUCCGGACAGGUUUUCCACUUAGAGACUAAAUGAGGGCCUGUGGCAGAUAUACAGAUGUGGAGUUGACCCCUAGCGUAGUCGAGUGAACUAGAUUCUUGCUGCCGAGAAAAGAUCUAGAGCUAUACAGGCGCAGGUCUAGCCGCUUGCCAUGCGUCACUAUGGGUGUCAGGGGCUCUACAACUAAGGCCAUUUGCUACAUGAAUCUAACCAAAGAGCUUCACAAUCGUCACCAAGUAGAUCAUAUAGGAUCUCGCGUAACAAGUUCCGCUCCGGGGAAUGAUAUGCACUCCACACAAUUGGAUUCUACCGGAUAAUUGCAUUUGUUAAAGGGUUUAUUCCUGAAAAGCCGGCAAGUACAUGUAGUCACUGGCUGCCGCUCGGUGAAUCCCGCUGUAACUGUACAAAAUUUCUCUCUGACCUUAUGGGUCUCGGUCUUUGACCUUGGUGUUCAUUUUUCUGCUUUUUCUAUUACAU